AUGUCACAACCAGCUUUCAAACUUACUCCGCUGGAUCUUCAGCUUCUGUCUAUGACCGACGACGAAUUCGUUGCUCAUGACUGGGAUGAUCUACAGGACAUUAUAUCCCGAAAUGACCUGGGGGCAUUGAAGCGAAGACCCUCUGAUUUACGCCGAUAUCUAGCAUGGAGUACCGAAACCAAGGCUCAAUAUGGCUCAAUCAUGAACUACAUCUGCCAGCAACGUCUUCAAUGGCAUUUGCCGUCCACAACAGCCACAGCUGCACCCACGGCUAUCGGUGCGGGGACCACAUUUAAGAACCCGCGUCCAUUUGCCGACCCCGAGGACUAUAAGAUUCUCCGCAAUGACUGGCCAUAUGGAUUUACUCCGGGUAUUCAUCAUCUGGUCGUGUGGCUACGGACUCCUAUCCCUGUCAAAUCGGGUGAGGGCCAUUUAACUGAUGAGUCGCGGGCUUUGAUCGAUAGCUUUGUACAGAAGACUUUCGUUAGCAGGUUGGCUGAUGAUCAACAGCGAAGAUUUGCUGAUCCAGCGGCGCAUGUUCUUUGGUUUAAAAACUGGGUUGGUUUGCAGAGCGUACGAGCUUUGGAACACGUUCAUAUCCUCGUUCGGGAUGUACCAGAUGAUAUUUUGAUGGAAUGGUCAGGGGAGAAGGGAAUCUAG
This is a messenger RNA of Penicillium taxi, 660 nucleotides long. RefSeq names its product GIG1 family protein. The record is from RefSeq and is a predicted model, not a curated record. The coding region runs from base 1 to 660 and encodes 219 amino acids. Gene Ontology annotation, cellular component: cytoplasm. Gene Ontology annotation, biological process: N-acetylglucosamine metabolic process. The transcript has 2 exons. Lineage: Eukaryota; Fungi; Ascomycota; Eurotiomycetes; Eurotiales; Aspergillaceae.